Molecule: messenger RNA, 237 nt
Organism: Protopolystoma xenopodis
Lineage: Eukaryota; Metazoa; Platyhelminthes; Monogenea; Polystomatidea; Polystomatidae
Source: the annotation of a GenBank genome assembly
AUGUUCGGAAUCAUCAACGUUAUUGGUAGCAUCGCAACUGUAUUCCCGGAUCAAUCCUAUUGGCAAGCUAGCACAGCAGCAAAGCCACUUGAAGGUGUAUUUGGCAUUCUGGCAGGAGCGAUGAUCUGGUUCAUCAUUCCAUAUGCUUUCGGUACAAUCUGCGGACUUGGAUACCUCGGCCUUGGUGUUCUCAAUGGAACGGAUUUACUUACAAGCAAUGAUGUUAACGAUGGUUAA